AUGAGCCCAAGCGAGCGUGCUAGAGGAACAAUGGAUCAACGACGCGAGGACAUGCUGGUGCUCUUGGACAAGGCCAAAGACCAGUGGUUCAGCAGAUUUCCUCCAGUUCGCGAUGGCGAAGAGAUCGAUUGGCGCUCAAGAGAGACCAACUCAGCACUGCGGAAGGGAAGAUAG
Molecule: messenger RNA, 174 nt
Organism: Plasmopara halstedii
Lineage: Eukaryota; Oomycota; Peronosporomycetes; Peronosporales; Peronosporaceae
Exons: 2
Coding region: 1-174 (57 amino acids)
Source: RefSeq, a predicted model, not a curated record